GGCAGGACGGUUUGAAAGGUGCCUCAAAGGACACUCUCCAGAGAGGCAGCCGGAGUACCUCUUGUCUGGUAGGGGAGAAAAUGCUUAUUUUUUAAUGCUUUACAAGAAAAUGUACUUUCCUACCAACCUUAAGUUUCAAGAUUUACUCCUAAUUAGAGAGGAGAAGCCUGCUUCAACUUGGAGACACGGUAUCAAGUGAAUGGACUGCCAGCCACCACAAUGAAAGAAAUUAACCCAAGAAUAACCUUUGCGGAACUCCUGCCUCAACUGUCCCCAAGUGUUUCCUGACAUGCAUCUCUGCUCACAGCGAAUCACAAUUAAAGAAUGGGGCUCAACCUGACACUUGCAAAAUUACCAAAUAAUGAGCUGCACAGCCAGGAGAUUCACUCUGCAAACAGGACAAGCGAGGGACCUGGGAAGAACGCCACCCUUCACAAUGAAUUUGACACCAUCAUCCUGCCUGUGCUUUACCUUGUAAUAUUCGUGGCAAGCAUCUUGCUGAAUGGUCUGGCCGUGUGGAUUUUCUUCCACAUUCGGAAUAAAACCAGCUUCAUAUUUUAUCUCAAAAACAUAGUAGUGGCUGACCUCAUAAUGACGCUGACAUUCCCAUUCCGAAUAGUCCAUGAUGCGGGAUUUGGACCUUGGUACUUUGAGUUUAUCCUCUGCAGAUACACCUCAGUUUUGUUCUAUGCAAACAUGUACACAUCUAUCGUGUUUCUUGGGUUGAUUAGCGUCGAUCGCUAUCUAAAGGUGGUGAAGCCUUUCGGUGACUCUCGCAUGUAUAGCAUAACGUUUACCAAGGUCUUGUCAAUCUGUGUUUGGGUGAUCAUGGCUGUUCUAUCCUUGCCAAACAUCAUCCUAACUAAUGGCCAACCAACUAAGGAAAAUAUUCACGACUGCAUGAAACUCAAAAGUCCUUUGGGAGCCAAUUGGCACACGGCAGUCGUCUACGUCAACAGCUGCUUAUUCGUGGCUGUGCUAGUGAUUCUGAUUGGAUGUUACAUAGCCAUUUCCAGGUACAUCCACAAAUCCAGCAGGCAAUUCAUAAGUCAGUCAAGCCGAAAGCGAAAGCACAACCAGAGUAUCAGGGUGGUGGUGGCUGUGUUCUUCACCUGCUUCCUACCGUAUCACUUGUGCAGAAUUCCUUUUACAUUUAGUCACCUAGACAGGCUUCUGGAUGAAUCUGCACACAAAAUUCUCUAUUACUUCAAAGAAAUGACACUUUUUUUAUCUGCAUGCAAUGUGUGCCUGGAUCCAAUAAUUUAUUUUUUCAUGUGUAGGUCAUUUUCAAGAAGAUUAUUCAAGAAAUCAAAUAUAAGAACUAGGAGUGAAAGCAUCAGAUCACUGCAAAGUGUCAGAAGAUCAGAAGUGCGCAUUUAUUAUGACUACACUGAUGUGUAGGAGCUAGAGACCAGGCGGCCUUCGCUUACUGGAAUCACUGUACGAAAGUGUAAAUAAAUGUUUUCUUUUCAUCAUACU
Molecule: messenger RNA, 1479 nt
Organism: Nannospalax galili (Upper Galilee mountains blind mole rat)
Lineage: Eukaryota; Metazoa; Chordata; Mammalia; Rodentia; Spalacidae
Gene: Gpr87
Product: G protein-coupled receptor 87
Exons: 3
Coding region: 325-1401 (358 amino acids)
Biological process (GO): G protein-coupled receptor signaling pathway
Cellular component (GO): membrane
Molecular function (GO): G protein-coupled purinergic nucleotide receptor activity
Source: RefSeq, a predicted model, not a curated record